CAUGGUGUCGCCCCCAGAUUUCCCCUCUCUGGCCAAUGCGCGCAAAGCCCUUUCUGUACCCUCUCUACUGUAUCCAGAUACGUGCCUUUGUGCACCAGUUCGACGCAAACCCAAAUGGCCCCGUAGCGACCCUCUUAACCAUUUAGUGCUAGUACGGGAACAGGGCAGCCCUGUUCACUCACUCGGCUCGUCUCCAAAAUAUGCGUCCGGGCCUGGCGGGUAUAGCGGCGGAGAUGCUGAGCGGUGCUACCUGCGGUGCCAGGCCGAGGCUCGGCAGCCUCCUGCUGGCCAGCCUCUCCAAAACAGUGCCGCCGAUGUCAGGCAUCGGGAGCCGCAGAUUUCGCUCCACGUCCUCGAUGCAGGGAUUCUCAGAGAUGGCAAGAGAGCGGUCGAAGACUGUCACGUCGUUUUACAACCAGUCUGCCAUUGACGUUUCCGCAGAAAAGACGACCUGCCCUGCCAACCUGGAUGGGAAGAGAUGAAUAAUGUCGUUUUAUGUCGCUAUACCCAAACAAAACAAAAAGCACACACGCACACUCUGAACUUCACCACUUUUCUACUCCGGGUGUUAUUACCAACCUGAUGGACAUACUCAUCCAUUGUGUUUGGCAUGUCAAAGUUAACCAUAUUGACAAUUUGUAUAAUUUAUGAUUAUUAUAAUUCUUUUUUUUUUUUGUGUGUGGCUCAAGGUGGGGCCAUGCCCCAUUGCCCUCUAUUGACCAGCCGCCACUGGAUUAGACCAUAGGAUUUAGUUGUUAGUAGGUGUUGUUUAGGUUUAUUUAUUUAGUUA
Molecule: messenger RNA, 790 nt
Organism: Anarrhichthys ocellatus (wolf-eel)
Lineage: Eukaryota; Metazoa; Chordata; Actinopteri; Perciformes; Anarhichadidae
Product: 3-methyl-2-oxobutanoate dehydrogenase [lipoamide] kinase, mitochondrial-like
Exons: 2
Coding region: 201-482 (93 amino acids)
Source: RefSeq, a predicted model, not a curated record